Molecule: messenger RNA, 866 nt
Organism: Lingula anatina
Lineage: Eukaryota; Metazoa; Brachiopoda; Lingulata; Lingulida; Lingulidae
Product: NADH dehydrogenase [ubiquinone] 1 alpha subcomplex subunit 13
Cellular component (GO): respiratory chain complex I
Source: RefSeq, a predicted model, not a curated record
UUGACCUCCAACAACCACCAAAAUGGCGAACAUCAAGUACAGACAAGAAAUGCCGCGGCCUGGCGGCUAUAGUGAGCCCAUGUGGCAAAAAGUUCCAAGGAAAAACUUUUCGGGGUAUCGUUGGUUUGCAUUUGGUACAGCUGUUAUGGGAGGUGCUAUAUAUUUUCACUUACGUAAUUUUGCAGCUGAGAAUAUGGGGCAAGUACACGCUAUGGAUAUGAUAGCCGCCUUGGAGCCUUUCUUAACAGCAGAGAAAGAUAGAAUGAUUUUGAAGCAACUGGUGAAGAACAGAGAGGAAGAGGCUGAAUUAAUGAAAGACGUGCCAGGUUGGACAGUGGGUACCUACUAUGGCAAGCCAGUUUACAGGAACCCUAACAAGCGAUGGGUAAUACCAAGUGGGAUUGAAUUUUAUGCUCACCGGGACUUGUUUGGAAGCAAUGAAAGUAUCAGAAAAAGGAUCCCAAUAUAUGACGAGGCUGGAAAUGUGGAAAAGUGGCUCAGGAAGCCUCAUCGCAAGCAUACAGUCUUGAUGGAUGAGUCUCCUGAAUAUGGGGAUAGUCCAGUUAAAGACAUGGUUGAUAUACAAGUGUAUCCAAAAGCUCCAUAUUAACAUUUUUUUUAAAAGUUGAGUUAUGAUGUAAUUUAUAUGAUAAAUUUCAUUGCUGAAAGUCUCUUGGAGUUACCUUGCCAUGGGAAUGGAAAAAGAUGACAUUAUUGCACUGUUGACUUUUUGUUUUGCACGAGUGUCAUGCAAAAUUGAAAUAAUCUAGGCCAUUGGUAAAUGUUACAUGAUACUGUUGUAAUCAUUAAUUACUCUGGAUGAUGUAUUUUUUUCAGUAACAAUAAAAUAACUUUAGAAAAAAACA